AUGGUUAGAGUGAUUGUUACUUUCGUAGAGACAGGCGCCGAGGAAUUAGGUACUUUCUUCUUCUGCCAUUCCGAAAACACGAUAUGGUCAAAACACGAUAGCCAGGUCAAAGAACAUUUUAAAAAUGAAUUAAUUGAAGUAACUCAAACAUUAGAAGAUCAUCAAGCACAAAUUGAUGAUAUAACAAUGCGUCAUAAUGAUUUGGAACAAUAUGAUCGUCGAUUAAACA
Didymodactylos carnosus is the source of this 229-nucleotide messenger RNA. The record is from the annotation of a GenBank genome assembly. NCBI's taxonomy places the organism in Eukaryota, Metazoa, Rotifera, Eurotatoria, Philodinida, Philodinidae.